Drosophila busckii is the source of this 1102-nucleotide messenger RNA. RefSeq lists its product as uncharacterized. Bases 379 to 1083 code for a protein of 234 amino acids. The transcript has a single exon. Gene Ontology annotation, molecular function: nucleic acid binding. NCBI's taxonomy places the organism in Eukaryota, Metazoa, Arthropoda, Insecta, Diptera, Drosophilidae. The record is from RefSeq and is a predicted model, not a curated record.
CAUUGAAACUGCGCCAUUUUCUUUACACAGCAGGCAAGCAAAAAAGGUUUCAGGGUUAGGUUAAUCCAGCGUCGUUUCGUUUCUAGGUAGCUUGUAUGCCAAAACUCUGGCAUUACCUGCCAAAAUUAUCAAGUUCCAGUUUUACAGUCGCUUUGUUUGUCGCUCUGGUAAAACCACCCUAGGUAGAUUGUAUAAAACGCACAAAAGGCCUCUGCCUCAGGUAGGCGCCAAAAAGGAGCAUAUAAAAAUGCGUUCAAGCUCGACACUGUACAGUCGUCUUGUGAUUUUGACGCAGUUAACAUCUACCGCUCUUCAAACUUGUAGUGUUGGAAAAUAGAAUAGUGAAAUUGAAUAAUUUUGACCGCUCGCUGCAAAUAAAUGGUUGAAUGCGAUAUGGAAAGUGUGAUGAAUUAUAUUAAGGACGGCGAGCUGUCCAAGCUCAAGCUGCGUCCACUGGCCGAGGUGCAGGGCAAGCGCGAGGUGGGACGCCCCAAAGUGUUUGAGAACCGCAAGCUAGUGGAGCACAUGCUUUACGAUCAUCCACAUUAUACUUCGAUUGAUGUGCAGCGCGAGCUAUUGAAUAAAUAUGGCAUCGAAGUUAGCCGUCGCACCUUGCAGCGCCGCAUUAGUGAAAUACGUGCCAGACAGGCAGUAGUGACAACAACUAAUCAGUCAAAGAUUGUUGAGAAUCCCGGCCUUAGCAUAGCUACAAGGCAACGGCGUUUGGAAUGGGCGCACGCACACGAAGACUGGACAGUUAGAGAUUGGCGCAAUAUCUUUAAUAUGGAUGAUUUCAAAGCAAUUGGUGGAGACGAACCCAAGGAGAUUUUUGUGGACACUCUAAUUGGCCCUGAUUGCCCCGAAUGCAACGAUUUGAAUCUGCUGGAGCAACUUAUGGCUAUCAUUGAGCCCAAGAUUCAGCAACAGGCACCAGAAACUGUUGCGCAGUUUCGCGCUGUGCUCUAUGAAAUUUGGCACAGCGACCAGGACAUGGUGAAUCAAAUUGAACAACUCUAUGAGUCGAUGACAUGGCGUGUGCGGCUGGUAAUACAAAACGGCGGCAACGAAACUGAGUUUUUUUAAGCCAAAUACAAACAAUUAU